GGCUGAGCCCCAUGGUGGGGCUCGCCUUACUCCCUCGUCUCGCUGGUCGAGGGUGGGGCUUUUAUCUAUAGAGUUUUAUUUUUUUUUCAGUUUACAUUUUAUUUUGCUUAUAGGAGAAACAUAUCUCCUCCUUUAAAGGAGGGAAAAGUUAUAAAACUGAUUUUGUGUGAGUAAACAGUCUCAGGUUUGCCUGCUCCUGUCUAGCAAGACUUCUUUACCCAGAUGCCGAGCUUUGCAACAAGCCCUCGAGAAAAACCUCUUCUCAGUCUCUGGACUUGGGAUUUGGGGGGCCUGGGAGAACUUCCUGGACCGUUUCACACCAGUGAGUGUUGAAGGCAAGAUUCCGGAAAAAGCAACAAAAAAGCCUUUCAGUGGAGUCACCGGCUUAAAGACUGAAGAUUUUUUUUUCCCAAGAUGACCAAAGUACCAGCCACCAAAAAAUUACAAAGAAUCCCCAGCAAGAAAGCCCUAUGGCUCUUUUCCGGCUCAGAUCAACUGACCCAGUCCUCAGACAAGACAACGAAGAACACCAAGUUUGUAGACAAGGAAAUAGUAAACCUUAAAAAGGACCUCAUCCGAAGCCGCUUCCUGAUCCAGUGUGUGAAGAUAGGCCGCGGCUACUUCACCAUGCUGCGAGAGGAAAACGCCAUGAAAAAGCAGCAGCAGCUACUCCAGAAGCUGCAGGAGGAAGAGUUAAACAAGUUCCAGCCAGCCAAGAAGUUCUCGGAUAUCCACUGCAGGGACACCUUGAUGACUACCUACGACUACGACAAGAUAAAGAAGCUGGAGGCCGGUGUCAUCAUCCGCCCGUUCACGCCCAUCCACAGCUGUAUCAUGGCGCCCUCCCUGCCCGAGUCUCACGUGGAUCCCCUCUACCGCCAGCUGUGUGCUCUCCACUGGCUUCUAGAGGCCCUGACCAUCGACCACACCCACCACACCAUGAGACCCUUGAUUGCCUGUUGGAACCCCAAGGACCCGGGCGGCAGCAAGAGCACAAUAAAGAAGAUUAACAAGGACAAGUCCAUGGGGCAGAGGUGGGAUCACUUCGUCACGGCACCCAAGACCAAGAAAUUCAAAGCCCCCGCCAUCCGCACUGCCAGCCGCAAGCCCAGCAAGCGAGGCUCCACCCUCAGCCUGACUCGGACCAGCGGGGGCUCUUCUCCCCAGAGCAGCAUGAUGUCGGUGAACCCCAGCUCUGAUGAGCCCACGGGCAGCAAAGACAUCGAAGACAACGAGUCAUCCUCUACUAAGCCAGAAGAGGAAAUCCUCCACUUCAACUUGCAGAAGCUGCUGGAGAUGGUCCAGGAAGACGCCCGAAGAACCAUGUUGGUGGAGAACGAGAUACAGAGGAAAGCCCCCAGCAUCCUGUCUUUAGUCAAGCAAAUCAAGAGUGAGUACGGGUGGAAGGAAUGGCAGACUACACACAAGUCCAGCGAGCGAUCCAGCACUACGAGUGGAGAAAGCCACAUCCAGGUGACCCAGAAGAAGUCAAAGAGCCGAGCUAACCGUGACAUCAUCUACUGCAAGACCGGGGUGUGUAACACCAUGCGGGCCAAGUUCUACAGCGUAGCCCAGGAGGCUGGCUUCUGCCUACAAGACAAGAUGGAAAUCCUCAGGAAGCGCCAGGAGGAACGAGGCCUCCAGAAGUUCCACUCCUUUAUUGUCACCUCGAACUUCCAAAAGGACAUAUCAAAGAUGAGGCACCAGGUCUCGGUAGUGAAGGGAGAUUCGGAGGAGAUUGCCAACCACUGGUACUUUGAUCUGUUGUCCAAACUCCCUGAGGACCUGAAGAACUUCCGGCCUGCCAAAAAGAUCCUGACGAAGCUGCAGAAGUUUGGCGAGAACCUGGACCUGAGGAUCCGGCCCCACGUCCUCCUGAAGGUGCUCCAGGACCUGCGGAUCUGGGAGCUGUGCUCCCCGGACAUCGCGGUGGCCAUUGAGUUUGUGAGAGAACACAUCAUCCAUAUGCCGCAGGAGGACUACAUCAACUGGCUACAGAGCCAGGUCAAUAUGCCCAUCCGGCAGCGUACUAUCCUGACGUAGAGGGGGCCGGUCCCCGUGGAGGAAAGCAGGACAGCACUAUGUCCCUAAGCCCAGCCUGUGCCGUCACCGCCUCUCCUCUCUCAUGGACACACGGCAUGGAGCACUGAGAUCAGUGAGAUCAGCUGAAGACCCUUCUAACAGUUCGGUUGUCUGAGAGGAUGGUCCCAGGCGGCCCUCCCCUCUCCCAC
Messenger RNA from Grammomys surdaster, 2231 nucleotides. RefSeq names its product coiled-coil domain containing 60 (gene Ccdc60). The record is from RefSeq and is a predicted model, not a curated record. Lineage: Eukaryota; Metazoa; Chordata; Mammalia; Rodentia; Muridae. The transcript has 14 exons. The coding region runs from base 415 to 2043 and encodes 542 amino acids.